UUCAGGUUUUAAACGUCAGCUAGUGCUUAAAAAUCCCACGAUACGGAUAUGUGCCCAUCACUGGUGGGAUGCAACUUUCCGUCAAAAGACUCGGCCAGGUUAACUUUCAAUCGUGCGGCUUGGAAAUUUGCACGUCAGCCAGCUGGCUUCUGAAGAAACUCGGAUUCUACUUGUCAAUAUCUAAUCCUUGGUCCAAGAUGUCGAGCUCUGCUGAACGUUUAAAUUAUCAGGAUAGCAGUAGCGAUACAGAGACGGACAAAGAAACUGGUGGUAGAGGAAGGCAUCGUAUUUAUAAGAAUAGGCUGAGUUGUGGUGGCUCUUCAAAACCAAAAUCUUGUUUGGUACAAAGGGAUGGAAGCACUGAAAGGCACUGUCAUUCCUACAAUUCUGCCAGGCAAAAUACUAAUGUUAGCCAACAAAACAGAGUCCAGGCAUCGGUAUGUGAAAGACUCUGCUCUGGAGUCGUCGUUGGGAAAAGUCAACAAACUCAAAAUAGAGACAUUUUACCAUCGUCUGGAUCUAUUACCGGUAUAAGUAAUCCGCAGUCUAGCGAUGAACGCCUCACUCUCAUCGUCGACAACACUAGAUUUAUCGUCGAUCCCGCCUUGUUCACGGCGCAUCCGAACACGAUGUUAGGUAGAAUGUUCAGUUCCGGCGUAGAGUACGCCCAGCCGAACGAGCGUGGCGAGUACGAGGUCGCAGACGGCAUAUCGGCCAUGGUAUUUAGAGCUAUUCUUGAUUAUUACAAGGGAGGCGUGAUCAGGUGCCCGCCGACGGUCGCGGUUCAGGAGUUACGAGAGGCUUGCGAUUACCUUCUCGUUCCGUUUGACGCAAGUACAGUGAAAUGCCAAAAUCUAAGAGGAUUGUUACAUGAAUUGUCUAAUGAAGGCGCUCGGUGCCAGUUCGAGGUGUUCUUGGAAGAUUUAAUACUACCGCUGAUGGUGAACAGCGCGCGUAGGGGCGAUCGCGAGUGCCACAUCGUUGUUUUAUUGGAAGACGACAUCGUCGAUUGGGACGAGGAAUAUCCACCGCAAAUGGGGGAGGAGUACUCGCAGACUGUUAAUAGUACCGCGAUGUACCGAUUUUUCAAGUACAUCGAGAACAGAGACGUGGCCAAACAAGUGAUGAAGGAACGCGGUUUGAAAAAGAUUCGUUUAGGCAUCGAGGGUUAUCCGACGUACAAGGAGAAGAUCAAGAAGAGAGCCGGAGGACGCGCCGAGGUAAUCUACAAUUAUGUGCAGAGACCGUUCAUUCACAUGUCUUGGGAGAAGGAAGAAGCAAAGAGUCGACACGUCGACUUUCAAUGCGUGAAAUCUAAGUCCGUGACGAAUCUCGCGGAAGCGACGGCCGACCCGGCACUGGACGCCGGUGGAAAUCCGAUAGCGAUCGCGCUUCUGCAGGCGGAUCCCGUUCCUCAGCCGGAAGUCGUGCUGCCGGUAGGCUCAGACCCCGAUGUCGAAGGUGCCGUCGGUUUGCCGGUCGAUCAAGAGCUUGGAUCGAUACCGCACGACGAGUUACCAUGAACUACCUUUACGAUAAAAAAGUCUGCGAUUGAGAAAUCUUAUUCCGAGGCUCUGCUUAAAAUAUCCUCCGCGUACUUAAAUAAAAAGAUACCAAAUAUCCCGGAUCUGAAAGUCGAAGGUGCAGGGGAGAAAUGGAAUAUGUGGAACGUUUGGCGGACAGUCUUAGAAGAAAACGAGAAGCUGGCUAGAGCUCGGCUAGCUGCGGUCGAAGUAUUUCAGCAACAAAUUGCUGACGACGCGAAGUCUUUAAGAAUGCACAAAAUUCAGAUUUCUAAGAAGGCAAUCGACCAAUUAAUGAUAGUACAAAAGGAGUUGCAAAUGUGCGUGCAAGACGUGGACAAGACGAAGAAAUUGUACUUCGACGAGGAGCACAGCGCUCAUGACGUACGCGACAAGGCGAAAGACAUCGAAGAGAAGCUGAAGAAGAAGAAGGGGUCCUUCUUUCAAUCGAUAACAUCGCUGCAGAAAAAUAGCGCGAAAGUGAGCUCGAAACGCGACGCUUUGGAGGAGAAGUCGACUGGAGCUCGGAACGAUUAUCUGCUCAGUCUCGCCGCUGCCAACGCGCAUCAGAAUAGAUAUUUCGCAGUCGAUUUACAGAACACCAUGCAAUAUUUGGAACAAGGAGUCUAUGACAAGGUUGCCGAAUAUCUAACGUUGAUGGGUCGUACAGAACUGUUGACCUGCCUGGCCACGCAGAAUAGCUUCGGAAAAAUUCGUGAUCAAGCGCAACAACUUACUAGAGAGUACAACAUACAAUGCUGCUGCUUGUAUUAUCCCGUGUUGAAACAGCACAUACAGUACGAUUUCGAUCCUUGCGACAGCGACCCGGUAGAAAGGGUAACGGUUGAUCAUUGUGCCGCAGCUACGCUCGGCAAGGAAGCUCGCCGUUGGUCCUCGAGAAUAGCUCGGGAAGUAAGCAGCAUUAGGGAAAACAAUAGAAAAUUACAAACGUUUCUGCAGCUUAAAGAAUCUGGACAAAAGACUGAUCCGAACGAUCCGCAAGGUCCAGAUUUAGAUACGAAAAUCGAUGAAUUAAAACACUUGAUACGCCGCGCAGAGACAGCGAAAUUGAAGGCAGAGGCGAGAAUAGAAUGUCUCCGAAACGGUGGAGUGAACGUCGACGAAUGGCUGCAGGAAGCGGAGACCCUCAGUGUCCAAGAUAUACCGCGUUCUGCCAGCUCUCUCUCAGUCAGGAGUGAUGCAUCAGGGACAGUGGAACAUCCGUCCUCGGACUCGUUUUAUGACAGCGACGGUGACGGUGGCAGCGACUUGACGACUGUCGAACGACCAACAGUUCCUCAACAAGAAGAAGACGCCCCGCAAGGGAGGCAAAGACACGACAGCGAAGACGCAGACGCAGCUAUGCGAGAGAAGCAGCUUGCUGGCUGGGACGAUCCAACGAGUGUAGAUUGGGAAGAGGAUGAUGAACAGAGAGAGAAGCAACUGAUGGAAGCUCUUACGACUCGCUGGGAUGAUCCGACAACUGUGGACGAAGAGAAAGACGAAGCUCAGGAAGCAACUGAUGCGCAAUCUGCUCAGCCAAUAUACAAGUGCACCGCUCUUUACUCAUACACGGCGCAAAAUCCCGAUGAAUUGUCAAUUCUUGAGAGCGAGCAACUCGAAGUCGUCGGCGAGGGCGACGGCGACGGGUGGCUUCGCGCGCGGAAUUACCGCGGGGAGGAAGGUUUUGUUCCUCAGAAUUAUCUCGACGUUGAGAGAGAUACGCCUGGCCUCUCUUCCCAAGGGCCAGGUACACUGGUACAGCAAAUAUCUUUCUCUUCGGUAGAUUACACCGUCGACGAUCACGAUGCCGUCGAUCCAGACGCCAAUUUACAAGCUACCGAGCCAGAGACUAUUGUACAAAAUCAUAUAGGAGAAACGGAGCAAUUUUGCGUGGCUCUUUACGAUUACGACGCCACGUGCGACGAGGAACUCAAUUUCUUGGAAGGCGAUAUCCUAAAGGUGCUUAGAAAAGAACCGCACGACGUCGACGAUGGAUGGUGGGAAGGAGAACUCCGAGGUCAACGAGGAUUGUUCCCCUCCUUGGUCGUAGAACCCUGUGCCGCGGACGGCUCACCGUUGACCCCCCAGGAGGAUCUAACACCACCGAGUUCUGCACCACCUGUGUUUACACCGCCCGAGAUUCCCGAGUUCUUACUCGAAGAGGAACUGACUCAAAGUCUCAUGAAAGAAGCGCAAAAUGCAAAUGCAAAUGCGGACGAGCAACAACAGCCGCAAGAUCAAGAAGGUUUCAAGAUAAAUCUAUCGAAGGACCAAAAAAGUCAUUACGGCUCGCAGUUUCAAGGCGACAAUCCCGAUGGGCCUGGUAUAGUAGUCGUAGAAGUGUCGGACGAAUCAGGAGCAAAGACAGAUGAGGAAAGAGCUAAGCAUCCGCAGUCUUUGAACACUGACCAGGCCAACGAAGAUAUCGGACUUGGCGUCGCGCAGAUAGUGAUCACGGCGGCAACGCCCAUGGAAGAAGUUGAACACCCGUUCCCGGGUAUGGAGGAAACCGCGGAUGAGACGGUGAAGUCGACGGAAGAGAAUUCCGAGGGCGAUCCGCCAUCAAGCGCUACUACCACUGACAUGAACGAGAGCGACUGUAAAGAGCCUACCGUGAUAAUGGACGAGAAAGAGCAAGAAACUACGGGGGCGCCCGAAGAGGUCGAGGAGAAAUCAACGGUGGACGAUCUGCCGGCAGAUUCGGCACCGUUCCCAGUUAGUAGCAGUUCUGGUAGCGAAGGCGACUCGACGUCUGGACCGAGCACGGCGGACAACUCUCAGUCUAUACCGUCGCGCGGUACCGUGGUCGAGGUACAACAAGAAACGGAAGAUAUCGAGAUCAUGCCGGAGAAAAUGGUGGUGGGCGGAAGGGCAAGUAUUCCAGAUGAGUUACAGCCAGACCAGCUGGAGAAACUGCAAAAUCUGAAAGAAUCAAAUGCCUAGGAUUGACUAGACCUCGGAGAUCCCGAUUAUCCUGCCUUAACAAGUAAACUGGCUCUUCCGAAAAAUCAUCAAAACAAGUUCCAGCAUUUAAUGGAAUUUUGGAAAUCUCCGGAGGUUAUUGGAAAAGAAAGACUAAACGAAUAAAAAAACGAAAAAAAAAUGGGAACGACUAAACGA
This is a messenger RNA of Ceratina calcarata, 4646 nucleotides long. RefSeq lists its product as uncharacterized. Lineage: Eukaryota; Metazoa; Arthropoda; Insecta; Hymenoptera; Apidae. The record is from RefSeq and is a predicted model, not a curated record. Gene Ontology annotation, molecular function: protein binding. Gene Ontology annotation, cellular component: cytoplasm. The transcript has 27 exons. Gene Ontology annotation, biological process: positive regulation of phosphorylation.